Messenger RNA from Amborella trichopoda, 2635 nucleotides. Its product is annotated as pentatricopeptide repeat-containing protein At1g08070, chloroplastic. The record is from RefSeq and is a predicted model, not a curated record. Lineage: Eukaryota; Viridiplantae; Streptophyta; Magnoliopsida; Amborellales; Amborellaceae. Gene Ontology annotation, molecular function: RNA binding; protein binding. Gene Ontology annotation, biological process: RNA modification.
CAUAGAAUCAAAUAUUAAAUAGUACAAAAUCAGCUCAUUAAUAGUAGAUUGAAGCAUUUUCAGGCAUAGUAGCUAAUAAAGUGAAAAUCGUCAUUUUUCCUAUCCAAAACUCUUCCUGAAUGUUGAACCCAAAAUUUCAGAAGUUCGUUAGUCCAGUUAGAGAAAGAAGUGGACUAUACUAUGGUUUCAGGCACCGGUUCUUCUGUCUUCCAAAGGUUAGAGAGAGAAAUGGCUUCAAAUCUCAGGCACCCGUGCUUCUCUCUUCAAUGCUCCCAAAAUGAACAAGUCCCAUUUUAUAGAGAGAGAAGUAAACCAGGAUUGCAGGCACCUUCUUCUCCCUCCUUUUCUCUCAUAAAAUUUAAAUGUCGGUUAAUUUAGAGAGGUAUAAUGGUCGCUGGUUGGAGCCACCAGUGCCUUUUUCUCAUAAAGAGGUGCACCACCAUCAAACAAGUACACCAAAUUCAUUCUCUCAUGAUCACGACGGGCCUCUCUCACUGCAACUUUGCCAUGAGCAAAAUCAUCCAUUUUUGUGCAGUUUCGGAUCCAAAAAACCUCGAAUAUGCUUUGUCACUCUUCAAUCAAGUAACUAAUCCAACCAAUUUUAUAUGGAACACCAUGAUCAGAGGAUUCUCCAUUAGCCAAAACCCUCAAAAAGCAAUCCUCAUUUUCACCAAAAUGCUUCAAAAGUCUUUGUCUCCUGAUAAGCACACGUUCCCUUUCGUCCUAAGAGCUUGUGUAAACUCUAAACAAGGGAAUGUGAUUUAUACCCAUGUCCUAAAAAAUGGCUUAGUCCAUGAUACAUUUGUUUGUAAUUCUCUUAUUGCAAUGUAUUCUAAAUGUGAUGCUUUGGAUUGUGCAUAUCGCGUGUUUGAUGAAACCCCACAAAGAGACGUGGUCACGUGGACAGCUCUGAUUGAUGGCUAUGUUCGGGCUAAUCGGGCAACUAUGGGCCUAGAUUUGUUCGCUAAGAUGAGAUUGGUUGGUAUUGAACCAGAUGAGAUAACCAUGGUUAGUGUUCUCUGUGCAAUUGGGUUAGUUGGGGCUUUGCGUUUGGGGAGAUGUGUCCAUGCUCACUUUAUAGAGCCAAAGAAAGUUAUUUAUGACUCAAUUUUGGGUUGCGCACUUCUUGAUAUGUAUGCCAAGUGCCAAGACAUUGAUAGUGCUCGUUUAGUUUUCGACAAGAUGCCUUAUGGAAACUCUAUUGCUUGGAGUGCAAUGAUAACUGGAUAUAUACAGUGUGGCAGGUUUAAGGAAGCAUUGGAUUCUUUGCAAGACAUGCAUAAGGAGGGGUUAAGGCCUGAUCAAGCAAUACUGGCAAGUGUGCUUACUGGGUGUGCACAAUUGGGUGCCUUGGACCAAGGUAGAUGGAUUCAUGCAUAUAUAGAAAGGAACAAAAUUGACUUAAAUUUGAGGUUAGGAACGGCACUUAUAGAUAUGUAUGCUAAGUGUGGGUGCAUAUUUCAAGCAUUCAAUGUUUUUAAUUCAUUGCGUAAUAAGGAUGUGUAUCCAUGGACGGCCAUGAUUGGAGGAUUGGCAAUGAACGGUAGUGCUAAGGUUGCUUUAUGUCUCUUCUCUAAGAUGGAGAGGGUGGGGAUUCGACCCAAUUCCAUUACUUACAUUGGAGUUCUUUGCGCUUGUUCACAUGGAGGAUUAGUGGAACAGGGAAAAAACCAUUUCAAUAGAAUGACCCAAGUUUAUGGAAUUGCCCCUAAAAUAGAGCACUAUGGUUGUAUGAUUGACCUUUUAGGACGGGCAGGACUUUUAAAAGAGGCAAUGAGUAUGAUUCAAAGUAUGUCUAUGGAACCUAGUGCUGGUGUAUGGGGGGCCUUGUUUAGUGCUUGUAUGAUACACAAGGAUGUUGAGCUAGGUGAGAUUAUAGGAAAGCAUCUCAUCAAGUUGCAACCUCAUCAUAGUGGUAGAUAUAUGCUUCUCGCCAACUUGUAUGCAUUAGACGAUAGGUGGGAUGAUGUAGCCUACAUAAGGAGAUUGAUGAAAACCAAAGGGGUUGAAAAGAUCCCAGGUUGUAGCCUGAUAGAGGUGAAUGGUGCCAUUCAUGAAUUUGUAGCAUUGGAUAUGUCACAUCCCAGUUUCAAAGGAAUUUAUUUAAUGCUAGAUGCAAUCAAAAUGGGCCUGAGAGGAGCUGGUUAUAUGCCAAACACAAUUCAAGCAUUUGCUUGACACUGAUGAAGAAUAAAGGUAGCAAAGAUUCUUUAUUCUAACGUGAAAAAUAAGAUCACCCAAGCAAGUGAUUCUUGCAUUGGCCAUCCAUAUGCCAUCCCUGGUGAACCCAAGCAGCAGUGAUCCAUCGAUUCUCCUAGAUGGUUCAUGAGGGCAGAGCAGACAUUUUCAAAAGCAAUGGCCAUAAUGGGAGCAGGCCAAAGUUGUCGUAUUUUGAUGAUCUAGCACUAGUUAUAUAUUUUUUUGUAACUGCAAGGAUGCUUUACUUAUUUCUCCCUUGUCUUUUCAACAUGUUCAAAAUUGGGGAACUAACAUGUAUAUGAUACUUUCAUUAAUUUAGGGAAGAUAAUUGACCGUUACAUGGAGACCCAUAUGGCUCCAACGGUGGAUUCCAAUGAGAAUUAUUCAUCUGGCAAUGCUUUGUUUGGAAAUACAGAAUUGGUUGGCAUGCAUCCCC